Molecule: messenger RNA, 10287 nt
Organism: Peromyscus leucopus (white-footed mouse)
Lineage: Eukaryota; Metazoa; Chordata; Mammalia; Rodentia; Cricetidae
Gene: Prrc2c
Product: proline rich coiled-coil 2C
Exons: 35
Coding region: 271-8637 (2788 amino acids)
Biological process (GO): cell differentiation
Source: RefSeq, a predicted model, not a curated record
GGCUGGCUAGCCGCCAUCUUGCUUCUUUUUCCUCGCUUGCUCUCACCCUCUCAGGAGGUAGCGAAAGUGCUUUGGCGGUUUGUACGGCUGCGGCUCGGGCUUCCCGGACCGGGCGGCCUUGCGGACGAUCCCUCGAGGCUCCCUCCCCACCCCCUGAUCCGUACCUGGCGAGCCCCGUGGGAAGCGCGCAGAACUCGGUCUUUUUCACCCUGGCGGAGUACUUUUAAGGGGUGUGGCAGGAGGUUUUGGACUCGAUGAGUUUCCACCGAAAUGUCGGAGAAGUCAGGCCAGAGCACAAAAGCAAAGGAUGGGAAAAAGUAUGCAACACUCAGUUUGUUUAAUACUUACAAAGGAAAGUCCUUGGAAACUCAGAAGACUACAGCUCGACAUGGAUUACAAAGUCUUGGAAAAGUUGGUAUUUCCCGGCGGAUGCCUCCACCUGCUAACCUCCCAAGUCUCAAAGCAGAGAACAAAGGCAAUGAUCCUAAUGUGAAUAUUGUGCCAAAGGACGGCACAGGAUGGGCAUCAAAACAAGAGCAGCAUGAAGAAGAAAAAGCACCAGAAGUGUCACCAGCACAGCCAAAACCUGGGGUUGCAGCUCCCCCAGAAGUAGCACCUGCUCCAAAAUCAUGGGCCAGUAACAAGCAAGGUGGGCAAGGAGAUGGAAUCCAAGUGAACAGUCAAUUUCAGCAGGAAUUUCCCAGCCUGCAGGCAGCUGGAGAUCAGGAAAAGAAAGAAAAAGAAGCAAAUGAUGAAAACUAUGGACCUGGCCCCAGUUUACGGCCACCAAAUGUUGCUUGUUGGAGAGAUGGUGGUAAGUCUGCUGGCUCACCUUCCUCUGAUCAGGAUGAAAAGCAACUUGGCCAGGAUGAAAGCACGGCUAUAACAUCAGAACAAAAUGAUAUUUUGAAAGUAGUGGAAAAGAGGAUAGCUUGUGGUCCUCCACAGACCAAGCUGAAUGGACAACAGGCUGCCCUUGCUUCUCAGUAUAGAGCUAUGAUGCCUUCAUAUAUGUUUCAACAAUACCCAAGGAUGGCAUAUCCUCCUCUACAUGGCCCCAUGAGAUUCCCACCUUCUUUAUCUGAAACAAACAAAGGCCUUCGAGGAAGAGGUCCUCCUCCUUCGUGGGCUUCUGAGCCUGAACGCCCAUCCAUCCUUAGUGCAUCAGAACUGAAGGAGCUCGAUAAAUUUGAUAACCUAGAUGCUGAAGCUGAUGAAGGAUGGGCAGGUGCUCAGAUGGAAGUAGAUUAUACAGAACAGCUGAAUUUCAGUGAUGACGAUGAGCAAGGAAGUAGUAGUCCUAAAGAGAACAGCAGUGAGGAUCAAAGUUCAAAAACACCUGAAAACACAGAAAACCGAAAAGAAAUAGAUGAAGCAUCUGGCACCAAAUUAUCUUCUCAGAUACCUGCUCAGCCUCCAGGAGCAAAAAGUCCUUAUGGAAAGGGACCUCCAUUUAAUCAGGAACGUGGACCUUCUUCACACUUGCCACCACCUCCCAAGUUGCUUGCACAACAGCAUCCCCCACCUCCAGAUCGACAAGUACCUGGAAGACAAGGCCCUUUUCCUUCAAAGCCUCAAGUACCUGAUAAUGAUGAAAUCUGGAAGCAAAGACGAAAACAACAAUCUGAAAUCUCUGCCGCAGUGGAGCGUGCUCGCAAACGGCGCGAGGAGGAAGAGCGAAGAAUGGAGGAACAGAGGAAGGCAGCGUGUGCAGAGAAAUUGAAACAGCUGGACGAGAAGCUGGGUAUCAUAGAAAAACAACCAUCUCCAGAGGAGCUCAGAGAAAAGGAGAGGGAGAAGGAAAGGGAGCGGGAGAGAGAACUUGAAAAAGAGAAGGAACGGGAGAGGGAGCGGGAGCUCGAGAGAGAGCAGGAAAGACAGAAAGAAAUGGAGAAGGAAAGACAGCAAGAGAAAGAGCUAGAACAACAGAGGGAAAAGGAGCAAGAACUGCAAAGGAUGAAAGAAGAGGAGAAAGAGUGUGAGUUGAAGGAAAAGGAGAAAGAAGAGAAAGUUGAACCCCAAGAGCCCAUUUUAGAGCCUGUGACAGAAAAACAAGAAAGUGAAACCAACUGUAAUACAGAAGAGGAAGCAGUUUUCACUAGACAGGACAGCAAUCGCAGUGAGAAGGAGACCACACAAGUGGUGCAGGAAGCAGAACCUGAGUCCGGCUCUCAGCCCCGACCUGCUGGAUUAUCGGGCUAUUUCAAACAGUUUCAGAAAUCAUUGCCACCACGAUUUCAGCGGCAGCAGGAACAGAUGAAACAGCAGCAGUGGCAGCAGCAGCAGCAACAGCAGCAGCAGCAGCAGCAGCAGCAAGGUGUACUUCCACAGACUGUUCCUUCACAGCCGUCUAAUGGUUCGGUCCCUCCUCCACCACACAGACCUCUUUAUCAGCCAAUGCAACCCCACCCUCAGCAUUUGGCUUCUAUGGGUUUUGAUCCAAGGUGGCUCAUGAUGCAGUCCUAUAUGGAUCCUCGAAUAAUAUCGGGGAGGCCUGCUAUGGAUAUCCCACCCAUUCAUCCUGGAAUGAUUCCUCCUAAGCCAUUAAUCAGAAGAGACCAGAUGGAAGGGUCACCAAAUAGUUCUGAGUCAUUUGAGCAUAUAGCUCGAUCUGCAAGAGAUCACGGAAUUUCCCUUUCUGAACCUCGAGUGAUGUGGGGGUCAGAUCCCUAUCAUGCUGAGCCUCAGCAGGCAGCUACUCCCAAGUCAGCUGAAGAACCUGGGGAUGCAAGGCCUGAAACUGCUUUGGACCAUGAGCAAAUUCCUGCUGCUUAUUCUAUAGAACAUAGUCAUCUGGAGACUCAUUCAAAAAUAGAGGCUGCUAGAGACUCAGCUGAAACAGAAGGACAAAAGUUUUUAAGCAGAUCAGUGGAAGAUGUAAGACCUCACCAUGCUGAUACAAAUAAUCAGUCUGCUUGUUUUGAUGUGAUUGAUCAAAAGAGCUUACCUACUCCUCCAGAAGAGCGAAUUUCAGCACUAGAAAGUCAACCUGCCCGGAAAAGAAGUGUUUCCCAUGGAUCUAACCAUGCUCCAAAAGCAGAGGAGCAAAGAAAUGAGCCCUCUGUCAGCCUUCCUAAAGUCAGCAGCAGGUGCAUUGAUUCUAAAGAAACUGGAGAAAAGCCAGAGGAGAAGCCAAGAAAAGAUGGCUUUCUGCGAUCUUCUGAAGGACCUAAACCAGAGAAAAUAUACAAAUCUAAGUCAGAAACUCGUUGGGGUCCAAGACCAAGCUCCAACAGAAGAGAAGACGGUAAUGAUCGGCCUGUAAGAAGGUCCGGACCCAUUAAAAAACCUGUGCUUAGAGAUAUGAAAGAGGAGCGGGAGCAAAGGAAGGAGAAAGAAGGCGAGAAGGUUGAAAAGGUCACUGAAAAAGUUGUUAAAACAGAAAAACCAGAGAAGAAAGAGCUUCCUCUUCCUCUACCACCUCCAACACCAGUUCAGGCACAGUCACUGGUUCCACCACCAGUUCAGCCAGAACCAGAGAAACUACCAUCAACAGAACCUUCCUCUUUGGCUCAGAAGCCAUCUCAAGAGAGUGAGAAGCCUUUGGAACCUGUGGCUAGUGUCCAGGUAGAGCCUCUAGUUAAAACUGGAAACCAACAAAAUGUUGUGGCACCAACCGUCAAAGAAGAAAAGCAGCCCGAGAAAGUCAUCCACAAAGACGUCGUUGGAGCAGAACGACCUCGGCCGGAUUCUAGAGCACCAGUUAAAAAAGACUCCCCUUUACCAACUUCUAGGACCUACUGGAAAGAAGCUAGAGAGAGAGAUUGGUUUCCAGACCAAGGCUACAGAGGCAGAGGCAGAGGAGAGUAUUACUCCAGAGGUCGAAGCUACAGAGGCUCUUAUGGGGGUCGUGGCAGAGGUGGUAGAGGGCACGCUCGUGAUUAUCCUCAGUAUAGAGACAGUAAGCCAAGAACAGAGCAUGGCCCUUCAGGACCUCUCAGACAACGAGAAGAAAGUGAAACACGAAGUGAGAGUUCCGAUUUUGAGGUUGUUCCCAAAAGACGGCGACAGAGGGGUUCCGAGACUGACACGGACAGUGAAGUUCCUGAAAGUGCCAGUGACAAGGAUAGCCUAAGCAAAGGCAAAUUUCCUAAAAGAGAGGAACGGCCUGAAAACAAAAAACCUGUCAAGCCCCAGGCUUUUAAGCCUGAAAGUCAUGUCCGAAUAGACAAUAGGCCAUUAGAAAAACCUUAUAUCAGAGAUGAGGAUAAAUCUAAACCAGGUUUCCUUCCUAAAGGAGAGCCUACAAGGAGAGGUAGAGGAGGAACAUUCAGACGAGGUGGAAGGGACCCCGGAGGCCGACCAUCACGCCCUGCCACUUUAAGAAGGCCUACUUAUCGGGACAAUCAGUGGAACCCAAGGCAAGCAGAACCUCCAAAACCUGAAGAUGGAGAGCCACCAAGAAGACAUGAGCAGUUUAUGCCUGUACCCGCAGAUAGACGACCUCCAAAAUUUGAACGGAAAUUCGACCCAGCAAGAGAGAGGCCACGAAGACAACGUCCAACUCGACCACCAAGGCAAGAUAAGCCUCCUCGAUUUAGACGGCUAAGAGAGAGAGAGGCUGCUUCAAAAACAAGUGAGGUGUUGGUACCUACAAAUGGCACAGUUAAUAAUGUUGUUCAAGAACCAGUUAAUCCCCCUGGGGACAUAUCUGGAAAUAAGACCCCAGAUUUGUCUAAUCAGAACUCUUCAGAUCAGGCAAAUGAGGAAUGGGAAACUGCUUCUGAAAGUAGUGAUUUCAAUGAGAGACGUGAGAGGGAUGAAAAAAAAAAUGCCGAUGUGAGUUCACAAGCAGUUGUAAAAGCUGGAGAGAAUGUUUUGCCUCCAAAAAGAGAAAUAGCAAAGAGAAGUUUUUCUAGUCAGAGACCUGGAGUUGAUCGACAGAAUCGUCGUGGCAACAAUGGCCCACCCAAAUCAGGAAGGAAUUUCUCAGGUCCUAGGAAUGAAAGAAGAAAUGGCCCACCAUCAAAAAGUGGAAAGAGAGGGCCAUUUGAUGACCAGUCCUCAGGCACAGCUGGUGUUGACCCUGUCAAUGGUAAUGCUGCACACCACCAAGAAGGAGCACCUAAUGGUGCUGGUCAAAAGAAUUCCAAGGAUGCUACUGGAAAAAAGAGAGAGGACCAGACCAAACCAGGUCCUAAAAAGACCAAAGAGAAAGUAGAUGCUCUCUCACAGUUUGAUCUCAACAAUUAUGCAAGUGUUGUUAUAAUUGAUGAUCAUCCUGAAGUAACUGUAAUUGAAGAUCCCCAGUCCAAUUUGAAUGAUGAUGGCUUUACUGAAGUGGUAUCUAAAAAACAGCAAAAGCGGUUACAGGAUGAGGAACGCCGAAAGAAGGAAGAACAAGUUGUACAGGUGUGGAACAAAAAAAAUGUAAAUGAAAAAGGAAGAGGUCAGACUUCUAAACUCCCUCCAAGGUUUGCCAAAAAACAAGCCACAGGGACUCAGCAAGCUCAAGCUCCAACCUCUGCUGCGGUUUCCGUCUCUUCCUCAGCUGCAGUUUUAACAUCCCCAGCAGCUUCAGUUCCAGCCUCCACCCCAGCUCCAGUUCUGGUUCUGGCUUCAGCCACUGCUCUAGCUCCAGCCUCCACCCCAGCUCCAGUUCUCACUUCAACCCCAGCCCCAGCCCCAACCCCAGCCCCAGCCCCAGCCCCAGCCCCAGCCUCAGCUCCUGUUCCAGUGUCCACUUCAUCCUCAGUCACAGCCUCUUCCUCACUCCAAGUCUCAGUUCCAGCUCCAACUCCUGUCCUUGCCUCAGCAUCAACUACAGCCUCCGUCCCCAUUCUUGCCUCAGCUUCAAUUCCUAUCCUUGCUUCAGCACUGGCACCAGCUUCAGUUUCUUCCCCAACCCCAGGAGUCUCAGCCCCAGCUGUACCAACUAUUUCAACAUCAACUGCCCCAGCCUCAGCCCCAGCAGCCUCAGUUCCACUUGCCCCAGCCUCGGCUGCAACCACUGCCCCUGCCCCAGCCGCACCAGUACAGACUCAGACACAGACCCACAAACCAGUCCAGAGUCCACUUCCACCUCCAACACCAUCUUCAAAACAGCCACCACCUUCAAUUAGAUUACCUUCAGCUCAAACAUCUAAUGGCACAGAUUAUGUAGCCACAGGAAAAUCCAUCCAGACUCCACAAUCCCAUGGUCCUCUAACAGCUGAAUUGUGGGAUAACAAAGUGGCUGCUCCAGCUGUGCUGAAUGACAUCUCUAAAAAAUUAGGUCCUAUUAGUCCACCACAGCCACCUUCAGUCAGUGCAUGGAAUAAGCCCUUGACGUCAUUUGGAUCAGCAACUUCAUCAGAGGGAACAAGAAAUGGUCAAGAGAAUGGUGUGGAAAUUGGAAUUGACACAAUUCAGUUUGGUGCUCCAUCUUCAAAUGGGAAUGAAAAUGAGGUGGUUCCUGUGCUUUCAGAAAAACCAACCGACAAAGUUCCUGAACCUAAAGAGCAGCGUCAGAAACAGCCACGGGCAGGGCCUAUUAAAGCUCAGAAGCUUCCAGAUUUGAGUCUGGUAGAAAACAAAGAACAUAAACCUGGUCCCAUUGGAAAGGAGCGAUCAUUAAAAAAUAGAAAAGUGAAAGAUGCCCAACAGGCAGAGCCAGAAGGACAGGAGAAACCCAGCCCAGCUGUGGUCAGAAGCACAGACCCUGGAGCAGCAAAAGAAACCAAAGCUGUCUCAGAGAUGUCUGCUGACAUAGGAGCAAUGAUCUCGGUGUCAUCUGCAGAAUACGGCACUGAUGCAAAGGAGUCUGUAACAGACUAUACUACACCUUCUUCUUCUCUGCCUAACACUGUGUCUACUAAUAAUGCAAAGAUGGAGGAUACUUUGGUUAAUAAUGUGCCCCUGCCCAACACCCUUCCCCUCCCUAAGAGGGAGACUAUACAACAGAGCUCCAGCCUAACUUCAGUUCCUCCCACUACUUUCAGCCUCACCUUCAAGAUGGAGUCUGCACGUAAGGCAUGGGAGAACUCUCCAAAUAUAAGGGAGAAGGGGUCUCCAGUCACUUCUGCAGCACCUCCCAUUGUGAGUGGAGUCAGCAGUAGUGCCAGUGGACCGAGCACUGCUAAUUACAACUCCUUCUCCAGUGCAUCGAUGCCUCAGAUCCCGGUUGCUUCAGUCACUCCUACAGCAUCAUUGUCAGGAGCUGGCACUUACACUACCUCUUCUUUGAGUACAAAAUCUACAACCACAUCGGACCCUCCUAAUAUUUGUAAAGUAAAACCCCAGCAGUUACAGACAAGCAGCCUACCUUCUGCAAGUCAUUUUUCACAGUUAAGCUGUAUGCCUUCCCUGAUUGCCCAGCAACAGCAGAGUCCACAAGUUUAUGUGUCUCAGUCGGCAGCAGCUCAAAUUCCAGCCUUCUAUAUGGACACAAGUCAUCUAUUCAAUACCCAGCAUGCACGGUUGGCUCCACCUUCCCUGGCUCAACAGCAAGGUUUCCAACCAGGCCUCUCUCAGCCAACAUCAGUUCAGCAGAUUCCAAUUCCUAUUUAUGCCCCACUGCAAGGGCAGCAUCAAGCCCAGCUGAGUUUGGGGGCUGGACCUGCUGUUUCCCAGGCUCAGGAAUUAUUCAGUUCUUCAAUUCAACCAUAUAGAUCACAGCCAGCCUUUAUGCAAAGCAGUCUGUCCCAGCCUUCUGUGGUCCUCUCUGGUACAGCUAUCCACAACUUCCCAACUGUCCAGCACCAGGAACUUGCCAAAGCACAAUCGGGCCUUGCCUUUCAGCAGACUUCAAAUACUCAGCCUAUCCCUAUACUGUAUGAGCAUCAACUGGGGCAGGCGUCAGGACUAGGAAGUUCUCAGCUGAUUGACACACAUCUUCUUCAGGCAAGAGCAAAUCUUACCCAGGCCUCAAAUCUUUAUUCUGGACAAGUACAGCAGCCUGGUCAGACAAAUUUCUAUAACACUGCCCAAUCACCAAGUGCUCUCCAGCAGGUUACAGUACCUUUACCAGCAUCUCAACUCUCCUUGACUAAUUUUGGAUCUGCAGGACAGCCUCUGAUUGCUUUGCCUCAGACACUUCAGCCCCAGUUACAGCACACAACACCACAAGCACAGGCCCCAAGCCUGAGCCGCCCUGCACAAGUCAGCCAGCCUUUCAGAGGCUUAAUCCCUGCUGGAACACAGCAUAGCAUGAUGGCAGCCACAGGAAAGAUGUCUGAAAUGGAACUAAAAGCCUUUGGGAGUGGCAUUGAUAUCAAACCAGGGACACCUCCAAUUGGUGGCCGAAGCACCACACCAACGUCUAGUCCGUUCCGGGCUACUUCGACAAGUCCAAACAGCCAGUCUAGUAAAAUGAACAGCAUUGUUUAUCAGAAGCAAUUCCAGUCAGCCCCUGCCACAGUGAGAAUGACUCAACCAUUUCCUGCACAGUUUGCACCCCAGGCAAAGCAGAGAGCAGAGGUUCUUCAGUCCACGCAACGGUUCUUCUCUGAACAGCAACAGAGCAAACAGAUAGGAGGCAAAGCCCAGAAAGUGGACAGUGAUUCAAGUAAACCCCCCGAAACACUGACGGACCCUCCUGGUGCCUGUCAGGAAAAAGUAGAAGAAAAGCCACCCCCUGCGCCCACCAUAACCACCAAGCCUGUUAGAACUGGACCAAUCAAACCUCAGGCGAUCAAAACUGAAGAAACAAAAUCUUAAAAGCUUUGGUUUAUUUGGGGGCAUUGGGGAUGGGUGGGCAGGGAAAAUGAAGUCAAAUAAUGCCAGCAGCCAGGGGGUGGAAUGGUCUGUGACGUUAUCCUGUGUAGAGCUUGAAGAUGCUCAAGGGGCAUAGAGCAUUUACACUGACAGAGCUGCCACUCCAGUUAAAAGGAGGCUUGCACCUACUGUGUAACGUCUGCUUGGUUGACGUGCAUCUUCAGUCGCUUUAUAUACAAGUGUGUCCACACGUACAUAAGUGCAUACAGUUUAGACCUAAGGAAGGAGCUUUGUGAUUCAAUGAAACACCAAAAGUAGAAGGAAAAUGACACCACCAUGGCUCAGUUGGGCACUGGGUGGUCCCAUUGAUAGAUAGAUCAGCUGUGGUUCUUUUGCUCCCUUGUGUUCUUUGGAUGUGUCUGUGGCAUUUCUAGGCUUGAAAGUAAAAUGAUGCUAACUGGUGCUGGAUAGAGGAGCCUUAUUUUUUAUUACGGCAGCUUGUUAUUUUUGUAACAUGGUGAUUGGGUUGAACACAAUAAAGUACAGUAGUAACUGAUCUCCCCUUCUUCCUGGAUGAGUGAGCAGAUGAUUAAAUACUGAUGUCAGCAUUCUUGAGUAUAUUCAAGUGAGCAACAUUUGGCUUCUGCUUCUGUUUAAAAUGAUGCUGUGUUUUGAUUGUGGUCCGAAGCUUUGAAGCACUACUUGGCAUCUCCUUCCUUCCUUGGAGGUCUCACCAUUUAAGCAUAACAGAUUUGAUAAAGUGUUGGUAAGGUGAGGUCUUGCUUGUCUCCACUAGAUCAUCUUCAUUUGAAUCCAGUGGUUAUAAGGUUUUGUUUUAGGGGUAUUCUUUCAUUUUUUUUAAUAACGGUUUUUAGCUGAUGUUCAUGAGAGAAUGAAUCCUUAGAACUGUGCCACUAGGUGAAAGGAAAUCCUAUCUAAGAGUGUUUCUUUACAGAGCUUGUCAUACCAUCCUUUGGGCCCUCUGCUGGAAAAGUAGAAUCAAGUCUCAAAUAAUGCCUUUUCAAUUGUAUCCUCUAGUAUUAUAGGUGUAGGACAGUACUGUAUCAUACCUCUGUGAAUGUAAAAUAGCUUGUACCUGCUUUAUGAUACAUAGUAGUGACUGUGCUUUAUCAGAGCUGUUUUUAAUGAUGUUGCUCAGAAUGUUUUCUUUCCAGAUGAUGAUUGAGAAACUAAUUUAAAAAAACAAAUGGUGCCAGGUACCACAAGAGUAACAGGACUGUGCUGUUUUCUGGGGUUUUGUUUUUUACUUUCUUUCUUUUUUUUUUUAAUUGAGUGUGCUGGAUGUCUCUACAAUUUUGUUCAAGUGACUGCAGAACCUGGAAAAGCUGUUGCUGCUAUUGAUGCAUAACAUACUGCUAUUAUUGGUCUUUUUAUAUAAAUAUAAAUAUAUAUAUACAUAUAUAUAAUUUGAAUUUUUGGAAACUAGCUGUGCUGUCAACUUUGGAAAAAAGUAUCCCAGUUUACCGUGUUGAGUUGGCAUUGUACAGAAAUUAACAGCCAUAUUGGUCUAGAAAUGUUGAACUUAAUUUUUUUUUCCAUUUGUACAGGGGUAACGCACUGUAUUAAAUAUGUAAGGUCUUAUCUACGUGGGUUUGAUUACAAAAACUAAUAAAGUAUUCUCUAAAUAAUGAA